CAAAGCAAAACCCAUCAACAAUGGAGUUUGGUUUGAAUUCAUACAUAUAAGACAUGUAAAACAUUACAAAACAUAAUUACUUUCUUCUAAAAUAUGUCAAUUGGUAAUUACUUAUAUUAGUUAUAUACAUAGCUUAAAGAUCUUAACAUUGAAAUUCCAAUUUCUUUUUACUAUUUUUCAGUGUAAUGGCCUUCAUGAAACUACUGUUGGUUAUUUUGAUUGUAAUGAAUUACAUCGAAACCUCAAGCCAAAAUCUUGUACUUGACUAUUACAAGGAAUCAUGCCCUUUAUUGGAAGAAAUUGUGAGGUACGUUGUGAAGACUAAAGUGCUAAGGGAGCCUCGAGUAGCGGCUCAAUUACUGAGGCUGCAUUUCCAUGAUUGUUUUGUGCAGGGAUGUGAUGGAUCGGUAUUGUUGGACAGCAAUGGUGGGAUUGUUAGCGAAAAGGGAGCAAAACCAAACAAAAAUUCACUCAGAGGUUUUGAAGACAUUGAUGAUAUUAAGGCUGCAGUAGAAAAAGCAUGUCCAUGGACAGUCUCUUGCGCUGAUAUCGUUGCUAUUGCUGCUCGUGAUUCUGUUGUUCUGAGAGGAGGGCCAUCGUGGGAAGUUUGGCUUGGACGAAAAGACUCCUUAACAGCCAGCUUUGAUGGUGCAAACAACUUCAUCCCAACUCCAAACUUAUCACUAGACGAUCUCAUUGCCAAUUUUAAGCAACAAGGUUUGGACACCAAAGACUUGGUCGCGUUAUCAGGAAGCCAUACUAUGGGUGUGGCAAGAUGUGUAAGCUUCAGGCAAAGGAUCUACGACGCUGGUUUUCAAGAAAACAUCUACGAAAGGUUUUCAACCUUCCAGGAAACCCUGAGUUCAAUAUGUCCAAGAUCAGGGAAUGAUAACGUGCUAACACCCCUUGAUUAUAGUACACCAACAUUUUUCGACAACCAUUACUACGAAAACUUGGCAGAAUCCAAAGGACUGUUACACUCAGAUAAUGUGCUAGUCCUAGAAGACGAAAGUGGAGAAAUACAGCAGAGAGUUUGGGCAUACGCCUCAAACAGAGAGUUUUUCUUUGAUUCUUUUACUAGUUCAAUGAUUAAGAUGGGCAAUAUUAAUGUAUUAACCGGGGAAAAGGGUGAAAUUAGGAAGAAUUGUAGAUUUGUAAAUGCUUGAACACAAUAUACUCAUUACUUAAAAGUCCAUCAAUAGAUGAUUACCAAUAUAUUCAAAGCAUUUAGGAAAUUCACAUAGAAACAGUUUUUCUAUCUUCUGAA
Molecule: messenger RNA, 1267 nt
Organism: Chenopodium quinoa (quinoa)
Lineage: Eukaryota; Viridiplantae; Streptophyta; Magnoliopsida; Caryophyllales; Amaranthaceae
Product: peroxidase 20-like
Exons: 4
Coding region: 186-1166 (326 amino acids)
Biological process (GO): response to oxidative stress; hydrogen peroxide catabolic process
Molecular function (GO): heme binding; peroxidase activity
Source: RefSeq, a predicted model, not a curated record